Messenger RNA from Alligator sinensis (Chinese alligator), 4540 nucleotides. Its product is annotated as zinc finger protein 585A-like. The transcript is spliced from 2 exons. Bases 527 to 2491 code for a protein of 654 amino acids. The record is from RefSeq and is a predicted model, not a curated record. NCBI's taxonomy places the organism in Eukaryota, Metazoa, Chordata, Crocodylia, Alligatoridae.
CACAGAUGCGACUGCAAAGCAAGUUGUAGCCAAGUCGCAAACAUUUUUGGACUGCCAGGGAGGACGGAAAUCCUGCCUGGAGGCAUGGAUUGCUCAGGACACUAAGGCCCAGGACUGACUGAGAAGUCUCAGCAGGGAUAUGAUGUACAGGAGCCCCUCGAGAAACAGUCUGGGAAUGGAGUUAUGAAUGUGAAGAGAGUGGCCCCAUGUUGCGUUAGAAGAAGAGGCGGUGGUAAAAUGCCAGCUAGGGAGGAAACGGCACUACUUUGCCCCCCACAGGACCCCAGUAUCUGAGUCUCCAAACACCGGCAAUUUCUCCUCUCCAUCAGCAAAGCUAUGGGACAUCAGCUGUCCUUCUGCUACCGCAUCCUGAUGGCUCCUACAGCUUCUCUUUGCCUGCCUUCCCAAUCACCUCCCCCUGUAACACCACGGCUCCUUUCCUCCUGCCGGCUCCUUUAGCAGCCGCCGUGCGAACGAGGGGUACCCCUGACAAAGGGAUCGUGUCCGCACACCAACCACUGGCACCAUGAAGGAUCUGGCCAGGCCGGCCAAGCGCACGGUGCAGAAGACGCACCUGUGCCCAGAAUGUGGCAAGAGCUUCAGCAAGAAGGGGAACCUCAAAAGGCACCAGCGGAUCCACACGGCCGAAGAGCUGCACACGUGUGGGGACUGCGGCAGGCGCUUCACGACGAGGGGACACCUGGCGACCCACCAGAGCAUCCACACGGGAGUGAGGCCAUUCCAGUGCCACGAAUGUGGCCGGUGCUUCAGGCUGGAGAUAUGCCUGGCCGCUCACCACAAGACGCAUGCAAAGGGCGGGCCAUACCUCUGCCCCCACUGCGGGAAGAACCUCAGCACCAAGAUCUACUUCAACAUCCACAUGAGGACCCACAAAGAGAAGAGGCCGUAUGCAUGCACGGACUGUGGGAAGAGCUUUGUGAAGAAGGGAACCCUGACAGCCCACAAGGAAAUCCACAAGCGGGAGAAGCCAUUUAAAUGCACCGACUGUGGCCGGUGCUUUGGACAGAGUGCCACCUUGGUGGCCCACCAAAAGGUUCACCUUCGAGGAGGCCCAUUCAUCUGUACGGAGUGUGGGAGAAGCCUAAGCACCAAGAGGUACUUUAAUGUCCACCAAAAAAACCACGCCAAGCAGAGGCCAUCCGGUGCUAGCGGGCAUGCAAAUGGCAUGUCUGUCCGGGUCAUCCAGAUUAAAGAGGAACCAGAUGUGGCCUUCAAAGCUGGGGACAGUUUUAACCCGAUGGAGAAUACUUCAGUGCAAGGACCUCCUUCAGGAGAUGGGAUCCCAGGAACGAUUGAAUACAGAAACCGGUGCAGUCCAAAGAUCCCUUGGGACAUCCGGGCAAAGGAGGAACCAGACGCGUCCACUGAAGAGGAGGCCAACGUCCCUCUGCUAGCACAUCAGAUCUCUUUCAUUAAGCAGGAACCGCAGGAAAGCACUGAUGGGGAAAGCCAGUUCGAUCCAAAGAUACCUCUCAUUAGUCCCCCGGGAAUCCAGGUUAAGAAGGAAACGGAUGCAGAUCAUGAACGUGCGGGGAGCGAUGCCCAGAUCAGCAACCUCACAACGUACAAGGAGCCCCACAUUAAGGACGAACCUCAGGAGAGCGCAGACCGCACCAGCCCCUUCGGUCAGAAGAGCACCAUCCAGAGAAUCCAGAUCAAGGAAGAACCCGGGAUGGAUGCUGGAAGUGGGAAAAACUGCAGCCCAAAGAAAAAGCAAAAGAAAUGCCAGCAACCCAGCAAAGGAGGGUCUCCCAGUGCAGUUAACGAGAGUCAGGAGGCCAAAGCUAAAAGCAAGAAAAGUCCCUUGAUCAAGACCGAUGCUCCCAAAGAGGAAAGGAUCUUUCCAUGCCCUGACUGCGGGAAAAGCUUCAACCAGAAGUCAAACCUCACCAGGCACCGGAAGAUCCACACCAGCGAGGGGCCGUAUAAGUGCAGCGAGUGCGGGGAGAGCUUCCGCAUGAACCGGAAGCUCGUCAGGCACCAGAGGAUCCACAUGAGCGAGCCAUUCAAAUGCACGGACUGCGGGAAGAGCUUCACUCAGAGGUCCAACCUUGUCCGGCACCAGAGGAUCCACACCAAGGAGGAACCAUACAAGUGUCCCGAGUGCGAGAAGACCUUCAAUCAGAAAGCCAACCUCUUCCGCCACCAGUCCAUCCACAUCAGGAUGGGCCCGUGCAAGUGCACCAAGUGCGGGAAGUGCUUCCCUCAAAAGCGCCACCUCAUUAAACACCAAGCGCUUCACUCCAGAGGAGGGGCCUACAAGUGCCAGGUGUGUGGAAAGCGCUACAGGCUGAAGAAAUAUCUUAGGAGGCACCAGAAAAUCCACCUGAGGGAGGAGCCCAGUGUGCGAGCAACACGCGGAGAAGGUCUUGGCGCAGCCAAAAGCACGAGCAACCACCAUCCCACCCACCUGGAGCAGAGACCGCUCACUGCCGUGAAAAGCGAGGACAGCUUGAAUGUCUCCGGGUGAGGCUCCAUACGGGAGGAAAGCUGGCACGGGAAGGUGAAGAGUAAGGACUGAAUCCUGCUGCCCUCACUUGUGCAGACUUUCUGCCGAUGUUAGCAAAGGGAGACGCUCUGCUUGCUGAGCAAAGCAUCAGGCUGGGACUGGGGACACCAUGGGCCAAGUCCCAGUGCAGCGGUGGGGUUUCUGGAUGACCUUAGGCCAGUCUCCCCAGACAUAAGGUGAUGCCAACCUCCUUUGGAAAGCGCUUUGAGAUGUAGGGAUAAGCAGCACCCUUAAUGGGAGAUUUGCACCUUUUGAGAAGGUCGAAUUAUGCCCAAAUGACUCCAAAAGCUACUCCAGCUUGUAUAGGCUGGAUCUAUCCAACAGCAAAUGAAAGUCUUUAUUUAUAGUUGGCGAUUUCUCAGUCAAGCUGUGAUCUUACAAGUGGGACUCACUCCUGUAAUUUUAUUGACACGGGCAUUAGUCCCGUUGAAACAAGAGCUGUAUCAAAAGCUAGCUUGGAGAUUCAGGUGCAGGGUAAAGCACAGCACACACACGUAGGCCAACGUUUUCAGCACUGGGUACCCCAAGUCAUGCUCAGGGCAAAAAAGAGGUCUUGAGCUGAGUAGCUAAAACUGAGAUAUGCAAAAUCAGUGUCCAUUUUCAAACGCUUGGCUGACGGUGAACAAAUUCUGCUCUGUUAUACGGGGCCUAUAUCGCAUUGCUUGGGCAUAUACGAGGGAAGCUUUUGGUAUUUGUGACUAGCAGAAGCUGCCUUUAAGAACAUGAGAUGCUGCAGAGACAUCCCCGGCUCCAGCAGACAAGGAUAAGGAGUUGAUGAGCAAUGCGAUUCUUGAUCCUUACUACCUAUUUUUUUUCCCCUUUAAUGUGACUGAGAAACACUCGACGGGGUUUGGGAUUUAUUGGGCAUUAUUUAGGGACUUGAUACAAGCAAUCAAAAGCAUUGCAACUUGGCAGCAGACUGCAUGGACUGGAAACUACGGAGUAGACGACCCAAAACCCUUUAUCUUGUGGGUAGAUGUGGUUUGGUUUUGCUUGCGUGAUGGCAGCUGCUAGGUUCUUCGGGGCAUAUUCAGAGCUCGCCACUCUUUACUGCUCUUAGCUGAUUUUUUUUUUUUAAUAAUGGGGUGUACUCCCUAAAACAAGGGAUUUUUAAUGUGGUGGAUUCAUAGGAGACUUAAUAAAAACCCAGCCUGACCAGAACCAGGGACCAUUGGGGCCAUACUCUGAGACCGACCACCCAAAGAGUUUUUAGCAAUGUUGUUACAUGACUAUACAUAGGCUGCAGAUCAGGGGUGUGCAUUCAGGUUCACCAGGUAGCUGUCAUAGUUGUAGGAGUCUGAGCGUCGAGUCAAGAAGUGUCUUGGGUUAUUAGCUGUUAGUUCUACCUCUGCUUUUGUGUCUCAAAUGAAAUCACCCUUCCCCAAGGAGUGUUGCACACAUUGUGGCUUUUAUAUUCUUUUUCAGGGGCAACCGAGUCCAAGUGGGUAUUCAUGUUGGCCAUUGUACAGGGGAAAACAACUUUAAUUGCUGCCUGGGGUGUCUAUAGGGACCACGCAUGUGGAAACUGCUGAGGAGAUAUGGUGUAUCUGUGUGUUUCCUGCGUGGUAGCACCCACUUUGUGUGUCGUGGAAAGGUCCACAGGAAGGGGGAGUGAAGGCAACUUGGGUAGACCAUCAAGCUUCAUGAGCGUGGAGACUGUGUUGCAUUAAAACAACAUGGUGGAGCCAGGCAGGGCAUCCAAAACAAUACACUAGGCCUGUCUGGGAUGGGCCAUAUACCAGGGAGGUGCAUUAUCCCCUGAAUGUCUGAAUGCAAUUGUUUCCUUACCAUUAGACUAGAUUUGUGGGCAAAUGCUUUUACCCAGGAGGAGGCAGCUGUGCUUGACAUUUGCAGUCUGAGCAUCACUUAAAGAGCCAGGACACAAAGCUGCCCUUGAGCCAGCCAGUCAGCUUUCUCAGACGUAACUGAGCCUAGUAUCACAGAGCAAGGAGAGCGUACAGCGUUCAGUGCGAGGGGCAAAAAUCAGUGCUGAUUGAUUGUUACAUCUCA